Molecule: messenger RNA, 3402 nt
Organism: Drepanopeziza brunnea f. sp. 'multigermtubi' MB_m1
Lineage: Eukaryota; Fungi; Ascomycota; Leotiomycetes; Helotiales; Drepanopezizaceae
Source: RefSeq, a predicted model, not a curated record
AUGCAGCCCUGUCUCACCCUUGCAGCACAAGCAUCGUCAUGGAGGAUCCGGACACUAGGGCAACGACUUCGUAAGAACAGUAGAGCAAACGUCCAGUUCAUAAACUGCAAGCAAACAUCUUCAACACAAUACCCGCUGCUUUCACUUGUCUCCAAGUCUCCAGCUCUUCUCGAAAUCGCCAUAUUGGCUGCGUACCUUAAAGAUCUCGCUGAUCAAGCUACGAAGAAGGUUCCUAAGUAUCUGCCGGAAGCGUUACGAGCAGCCGCCGUCUUCAACUGGAGCAGCAAGCAGGGCGUGGCCGGUCGGUUUGACCGCCGAGCCGGAAGCAAUAUGGAGCAGCAGUCCACGCCCGAGAACAAGAUGUCCAAGGAAGAGAGGUCGGAGAAGCCGGAGAAAUCGUACCUGUACAGCGCGGUGGAGUCGAUUUCGCCUUGGGGUGGAUCAAGAUCUUCAACGCCAAAAUUGAUGCCUAUGUCUCCUGUUGUACCUGGGGAGGGGUCGGGCCUGAAGCAUCAGAGGGGAGCGGACCACACGACGCAGAAUUGGCAUGGCUUCAGCUCGAAAAGGUACCCACCGGAUUGUCCACCGCUUAACGCCCGGUGGUUCCAUGCCGUAGACGUUCCUAAGAGGAAGCCCAAGCUUCUCAACAAAGUCAAUACGGAGGAGACGAUCAAGCCAGCCAACACCCCCGCGCCGAAGAAAUUUGUACUGUUCUCCGCACAUGAUAGUCGCUCGAUCGAAACUGCGUACCAGAAGUUGGCGGAUGAAUACGAUGAUCCGAGGAGGGAAACGAGGCAUAAGGGGGACGAUUAUGGAAGCGCAGGGCAGUCACCGAAUACGCCGGGCAGAAAAUCGAACACCAGUAUUGAUGAAGCUGGCACGGAAGCACCCGCGGGGGGCAAGUUCCGGGUCCCUGUUCAAGAAGACUUCCUGUUCGAUGUCGACAUCGAGCAACGGGAACUCAGCCCACUGUACUGGCUUGGUCCUAUCUACGAAGUUCGGCGAGGAUCAUGGUUUUAUCAAGAGGGCUCGACUCUUCGACCCUGUGAAGAGAAUCUGGCCCAGCAGCUGGAAGAAGGCUACCUCAAGAUUAUGCCAUUCAGAUAUCCCAGAGCUCCAGAGAAAUUGCCAAAAGCUGGAGAGGACCCGAGAUCUUUGGCGGUAUCUGGGGCAUUUGGUCGAGGCCGUGCUGGAUCAGGCGAACUCACACCAAAAGCUUCCGCUGAGAACCUGAAGGCUGCCAAUCAGCAGGCGCUGGACGAUGCUGCCAACAAGCUGAAAGAUAUCCCGGCUCCAAGUCCUCAUCAGCCACAAAGCUAUCGUUUGUUUGGGACAUUUAUGAAUACUAUUGUCACUUAUCAAGAUUCUACUGUGGCGUGGCUUUCUACUGACUCGAUCAUGGCGAGAGUGAGUAGCAGUGUCUACGAACGCUUUGCAGGUGGAGCAUAUUUUAGUGGCGUCAAACUCGUCAGAGGUUACUCAGAAGGAAAAACAAGCGCUGACAAAGUACCGACGACACCUACUAGUGCUGCAAGCAAAGGCCCAAACAUGCCUCCAGAGCUAAAGCUCGAUGUUGAGCAACAGAAGCUUCUGAAGAGACGCUCGGGUCCACCUUCUGUAAAUCUACCGGGUGACGAGGCAAUGGAGGCAUCUGCUCGGAUUGCGCUCACGGGAGUAAUCGACAAAGAGUCAGAAGCAGAAGCUGUGCGAAAGCGAGACGAAAGGGAGAUACGGAAUGACUACAACGAACGAGAUGAUGAGAACCAGGGUCGAGAGAUCGACCAUCUGAUUUUGGUCACUCACGGCAUCGGUCAGCGGUUAGGCAUGCGAACCGAGUCUGUCAACUUCAUUCACGAUGUUAACGUGUUACGAAAAACUCUGAAGAGUGUCUAUGGAAGUAGUGCCGAUCUUCAGGCCCUGAACUCGGAAAUAGACAAGCUUCCCAAGAAUUGCCGUAUUCAGGUACUGCCUAUCUGUUGGCGACAUCUUCUAGACUUUCCCAGAAAAGGAGUUAGACAGAACCGUAGGGAACACGAUCUCGGCGAUGCCUUUGGGGAGGACGAAGAGUACCCCAGUCUCGAGGACAUCACCGUCGAAGGUGUACCCUUUGUUCGAUCACUCAUCACAGAUCUGGCUCUGGAUAUCCUUUUGUACCAGAGUGCUUACCGCGAACAUAUCGCUCAACUUGUAACAGCCGAGUCGAACCGAGUAUACGACCUCUUCCUCCAGCGAAACCCAAAUUUCAAGGGUAAAGUAAGUCUGAUCGGGCACUCACUAGGCUCUGCCAUCUUUUUCGAUAUCCUGUGUCUCCAGAAAGAAACCAUGCGAAGUAACCCUGGGCGUCGGGUACAUCAGAAAUCUAAACACCCUCAUGAAAGAGAAGUCAAGGACCUUGAUCUCAAAUUUACUGUGGAAGACUUCUACUGUCUAGGUUCUCCCAUUGGGCUCUUUCAAAUGCUCAAGGGAAGGAGUCUUCUUGGUCGACACCAAAGAUCUGAUGCUGUCCCGGCUGAGUCGCCCACGCAUUCUGAUGACUUGCAAGACCCAUUCCUUGGAUUCGCCUCCGGUGAAAAUAUAUCGUCCGUUACUGGUCUACCCCUUACAGUCUCCUCACCCAAGGUCGGGCAGUUGUAUAACAUAUUUCAUCCCAGUGACCCAAUAGCCUACAGGCUAGAGCCCCUCAUCGCCCCAGCAAUGUCCUCUAUGAAACCCCAACUCCUCCCCUACACCAAAAGGACCAUCACCACCAGUGUCUCCGGCAUUGGCGCCAAAGUAGGGCAAUCCGUAAGCGGUCUCUGGUCCUCCCUCUCCUCCGGCAUAGCCAGCUCCCUCCUGAACCGCAGCCUCGGCCUCACUAGCGACGACGUGGCUCAUAUGGCAGCCCCUACCCCCCAACGCGCACCACCGCAGUCCGCGGGCGCUGGCACCAACGUCGGCGCUGGCGUGAUCUCUGCCGAGACUACGAACGUGCCGGGGAUGCAAAGGCAGAACACCAAUGAGAAGAAGAGGCAGCUGGCGGAGGACACAGCCGCUGCGGACAGGGAUGGCACGGGGCAGAGCCCGCCGACGCUGAUUGAUGAUGAGAUUGAGACGUUAUACGCAGGAUUUCAGAAAAGGAGGGAGAGUGAGGACGGGCACGACGAGUGGAUGAAGGCGGAGGAGAAGGGGAGGAAGUUGAGGAGAGAGGAAGCGAAGGUUAGGGCGCUGAAUAUGCAUGGCAGAGUGGAUUACAGUAUUCAAGAGAGUGUCCUUGACUUCAACCCGAUCAACACGAUCGCGAGUCAUCUCUCAUACUGGGCCGACGAAGACGUCAGCCAUUUCAUGAUGUCCCAACUGCUUUCGAGACAUCGUGCUGCUGCUGCUAGCACGCGGAAGGAGGGACGCAGAGAAAGCAGGAGAUAG